Messenger RNA from Fulvia fulva, 1281 nucleotides. Its product is annotated as Mitochondrial protein import protein mas5. NCBI's taxonomy places the organism in Eukaryota, Fungi, Ascomycota, Dothideomycetes, Mycosphaerellales, Mycosphaerellaceae. Gene Ontology annotation, molecular function: ATP binding; Hsp70 protein binding. Gene Ontology annotation, cellular component: nucleus; cytosol; cytoplasm. The record is from RefSeq and is a predicted model, not a curated record. Gene Ontology annotation, biological process: protein refolding; response to heat. Bases 1 to 1281 code for a protein of 426 amino acids. The transcript has 2 exons.
AUGGUGAAAGAAAGCAAAUUCUACGACAUCCUCGGCGUCUCGCCUGAUGCCUCGGAAUCACAGCUCAAGACCGCAUACCGAAAGGGCGCGCUGAAGCACCACCCGGACAAGAACGCACAUGAUCCAGCUGCGGCAGAGAAGUUCAAGGAGAUCUCACAUGCAUACGAGACACUAUCAGACCCACAGAAGCGCCAGCUGUACGACCAAUAUGGCGAGGAGGGUCUUGAGCAGGGCGGCGCCGGUGGUGCCGGCAUGAACGCAGAGGAUCUCUUCGCACAGUUCUUCGGCGGAGGCGGUGGUGGCUUUGGUGGCAUGUUCGGUGGUGGAAUGGGAGGACGUGACCCAGGCCCGAAGAAGGCACGGACGAUCCACCACGUCCACAAGGUCUCCCUCGAGGACAUCUACCGAGGCAAGGUCUCCAAGCUUGCACUGCAAAAGUCCGUCAUCUGCUCAAAGUGUGAGGGUCGCGGUGGUAAGGAAGGCGCUGUCAAGACUUGCGCAGGAUGCAACGGACAGGGUAUGAAGACCAUGAUGCGCCAGAUGGGUCCCAUGAUCCAACGCUUCCAAACUGUCUGCCCAGACUGCAACGGAGAGGGCGAGUCGAUCCGCGAGAAGGACAAGUGCAAGCAGUGCAAUGGCAAGAAGACUGUCAUCGAGCGAAAGGUUCUCCACGUGCACGUUGACCGUGGUGUACAAACUGGCACCAAGAUCGACUUCCGUGGUGAGGGUGACCAGAUGCCUGGUGUGCAGCCCGGCGACGUGCAGUUCGAGAUCGAGCAGAAGCCACACCCACGUUUCCAGCGAAAGGGUGACGAUCUCUUCUACCACGCCGAGAUCGAUCUUCUGACAGCACUGGCCGGUGGUGCCAUCUUCAUUGAGCACCUCGACGAGCGAUGGUUGACAGUUGAGAUUAUCCCCGGCGAGGUCAUCUCACCAGGCCAGAUCAAGGUCAUUCGCGGCCAGGGUAUGCCUUCGUACAGGCACCACGACUUCGGCAACCUGUACGUUCAGUUCGAAGUGAAGUUCCCAGAACGACUCAGCGGGCCACCAGACGCGGAAGGAUACCCAACACCACUCCAGCCACAGCAGAUCAAGGCUCUCGAGUCCGUCCUCCCACCACGUACGCCACAGAACGUACCACCGCCAGACGCCAUGACCGAAGACUACUCCCUCGAAAAGGUCGACCCCAUGCGAGAAGGCGAGCGUGCGAACCGCGCAACGGACGACGACGACGACGAGAUGCAUGCAGGAGGUGAGAGAGUACAGUGCGCGUCCCAGUAA